AUGUCCCUUCUAGCCACAUACUUGCUCCUCACAUUUACUCAAACUGCACCCUACUUUUGUUUCAUAUGUUCUUCACCCAUUUAUACAGUACCAAGUUACUCAACAAGCCAAAUAUUACUAUUGCAGGAAGAGCACAUUACCAUGAAAUCUCUUCAAAUGCCUCACUCUCAAAGUCCUGUUGGAAGUGACGCCGAUGGCACCGAUCAUCAACCCUAUGACCAAAGCAUCGUCGUUCCAAAUAAGCUCAUCCUGGCAGCUGAUAGCUUUGAAAGGAAAGAACUCUCAUGGUUUGCCACAACUCAAAUCCCUACAGAUUUAGCAAUCCAAGUUCAGGAUGUCAUCUUUAAUGUUCACAAGUAUCCCUUGGUAUCAAAAUGUGGCUACAUCAGACAGCUGGAACUUCAGCCUUCAAUCUCAAAAUUCAGGCAUGAUCUCAAGCUUGAGAAAUUUCCAGGUGGACCAGAUACAUUUGAGAUGAUUCUACAAUUUUGUUACGGUCUCCCAGCAGACUUGAACCCAAAUAAUAUAGCAGCACUUAGAUGUGCAUCUGAAUAUCUAGAGAUGACAGAAGAAUUUGAAGAUGGAAAUCUCAUAACCAAGGCAGAAGCUUUUCUAACGUUUGUAGUCCUGGCUUCCUGGAAAGACACUAUUACAGUCCUCAAAUCUUGUGAAACCCUGUCUCCAUGGGCAGAAAACCUUCAGAUUGUCAGAAGAUGUUGCGACUCAAUAGCUUAUAAGGCCUCAAGAGAGAAUUCAUCAACUGGAGAAAUAGUUAGUGAAGAAAGCUGGUGGUUUGACGACAUGGCUACCCUUCGCAUUGAUCAUUUCAUGAGGAUUACGACAGCAAUUAGAGCAAAAGGAACAAAAGCAGAGAUCAUAGGGAAAUGCAUAAUGCAUUAUGCAGGUAAGUGGCUGCCAGACAUGGAUGGGGGACUGGAAGGACUGAGAGGAUAUGUAUUUGGAAAGAGUGAGUUGCAAUUCAGUGUUUUGAGAAGGAAGGAAGAAGAGAGUGCAGGACAAAACAAGGAACAAAGAACGAUUAUCGAAAGCUUAGUAAGCAUGCUUCCUUCUCAAAAUGGAGCUGUUUCAUGUAAGUUCUUGUUGCAGAUGUUGAAAACAGCCAUGGUGUAUUCUGCAUCUCCAGCUCUUAUAACAGAUCUAGAAAAGAGAAUUGGAUUGAUGCUGGAAGAUGCCAAUGCAAACGAUCUACUGAUUCCUAAUUAUAAGGAUGAAGAUCAAGGACUAAUGCUAAAUUCACCUGAGCAGCGAACGAUGCACAACAUAGAUGUGGUGCAAAGGAUUUUGGACUAUUUCCUGAUGCAUGAACAACAACAACAGCAACAAAAGAUAGGGAAAACAACUGUUAGUAAGCUAUUGGACAAUUACUUGGCUGAAAUAGCAAGGGAUCCAAACCUUUCCAUCACAAAAUUUCAAGCUCUUGCUGAAUCCUUGCCAGAAAAUGCUCGAUCAUGUGAUGACGGUCUCUAUAGAGCCAUUGAUAUCUAUCUAAAGACUCAUCCUUCAUUAUCUGAGCAUGACCGCAGAAGAUUAUGCAAAAUAAUGAACUGUGAAAAACUAUCAUUUGAUGCAUGCAUGCAUGCUGCACAAAAUGAUCGGCUGCCCCUAAGAAUUGUUGUCCAGGUUUUAUUUUCAGAGCAAGCAAAGAUGAGGAUGGCAAUGCAAGGUAAGGAAUCAUCAAUAAUAGCUGAUAAUUCUGAACAAGAGGAACCCCGACCAUCCACAAACACAGAGAUAAAGAACCUCAAAUCAGAACUCGAGAAUGUGAAGACAAAGAUGGCAGAACUACAAAAUGACUACUCUGACCUUCAGCAAGAGUAUGAGAAGAUAACAAGCAAGCACAAGAAUGCAUCACCUUGGAUUUUGAACUGGAGGAAGAUUAAGAACUCUUUACAUGUGGUGGCAGAAAAUGAUGACAAUGGAGAUGGACAGCAAAGGCAAAAUAAACCUGGUUUUAGACUCAGCUUUAGACGCAGGCGAUCGGUGUCGUAAGCUCAUUCACAGUAAGCAUCUUAUGAUGCAAAUGCUCAAGCAGCUCAAACCAAGCAAUAGCCUCAACAACAUUAUUUGCGUAUUUUUCCAUCUUUGACUAGCUUAUUACACAAGGUUACAAUGCAUGUUAUCAUCAUAAAUACCUAAUCUUAAAGUAUCACUGCAUCUGUUUCUUCUAAAUGAAGGAUGCAAGGAACAUGUUCAUAAUGGAAAAGGAACUGUGAUCUCAGUCAUGUAAAUCUUAAUGGAUAAUCUGUUAUUAGACCAAAGCAAAUAUUCAUAAA
Messenger RNA from Gossypium arboreum, 2294 nucleotides. Its product is annotated as BTB/POZ domain-containing protein DOT3. The record is from RefSeq and is a predicted model, not a curated record. Gene Ontology annotation, molecular function: protein binding. Lineage: Eukaryota; Viridiplantae; Streptophyta; Magnoliopsida; Malvales; Malvaceae. Bases 1 to 2010 code for a protein of 669 amino acids. The transcript is spliced from 6 exons.